GGAAUCUUCAAAACAGAGCCAUGCCAACCAUGAACUACAUCCAGGCAAUUUAGAAAGAAAACAAGCUAUCGUUCUUGAUACAGUUGACGGAACACCAACACAGGAUUAUGCCCUAGUAAUUGCCACCAAAAUUGAUCCAGAAAACAUCCGACACAUCUCUCGAAUCUCGAACAACCGUGUAUGUGUGUAUUUAUCAUCUAAAGAAAUAGCCGACCAACUAAUAGACAUCCACCAAGCUAUUAUUAUCACCAACCAAAGAAUUUUAAUCCGCCCAUUAUU
Messenger RNA from Cotesia congregata, 279 nucleotides. The record is from the annotation of a GenBank genome assembly. Lineage: Eukaryota; Metazoa; Arthropoda; Insecta; Hymenoptera; Braconidae.